AUGAACAGUACUUCACCAUCGUCAUCAUCAUCAUCAUCAUCACAUCGCUAUAAUCGUAAAAAGCUUGCAUUAUCUAAUAGUGGUCGUACACGAUUUUCUCCGCCAGGAUCUUCACGUUCAAUAAAUAAUAUUAAUUAUCUUAAAUCUGGUCCAAAUCCAGUUGCUUUACAUAAUUUACUUAAAUUAAAUCAACUUGUUGAUACUUUAAAAUCAUUAAAACGUCUCAUAUCACAUUAUUUUAAUCAAAUAUCAAAACAAGGUGAAUCUAUAUUAGCUGGUGAUGUUCGUCGUGUAUAUCGUCGUAUAUUAUUACUUUAUGUUAAAUAUCGUCGACGACAAAAUUAUGAAAAACGUCGUAUGAAACAACCAAUUGAUGAAUCCGAUGAUGAUGAAGAUGACGAUAAUGAUAAUAAUAAUAAUAGUAAUAAUGAAACAAAUCAUAUAAAUAUUUCACCAACAUGGACAAUGAAAAAAAUAGUUAGUUCACAAAGUUUACCAUUUACACGUGCUGGUUUUGAUGCUGAUCAUGAUGGUAUUGAAGAUUUUGAUGAAAUAGCAUUAGCUGCAACACGUGAUGUUGCUAAUAUACAAAAUCAUUGUGUUCGAUUAAUUCUUAAUGAUUAUCAAAUGAAAUUACCGAUUUAUGGUUUACAAACACGAUGGGAUAGUGAAAUACCAAAACAACGAAAACAAAUGGAAUCAUCAAUAAAUUCAACUGUUAAUAAUCGAGUUGAAAUUAUUAAAAAGACAGGAAUCAAAUCAUCUAAUAUUUUACCAUUAACAUCUUCUUAUCCUACUUCUCUUUCUACACUUCCAGUAUCAACACCACCAACUACAAGUGAUCAAGAAUUAUUUUUAGGUUCACUUGCUCGUCAAUUAAAUGAACAAACAUGGCAACAACUUCGUUCAAUUUUAGCUAAUCUAAAUUCUCAAACGUCAUCAUCAUCAAUUAAUUCUCAAGAACAGUUUACAAAAUAA
Molecule: messenger RNA, 978 nt
Organism: Rotaria sordida
Lineage: Eukaryota; Metazoa; Rotifera; Eurotatoria; Philodinida; Philodinidae
Source: the annotation of a GenBank genome assembly